AGAAUAGACAAAUAGCAUAGAUGCUCCUUUCCAGUGCCAACAGACCAUCCCACCGAGCGAACAAAGAGCACCCUAAAAGUCCCUCCACGUAGCUUUGAUACGGCUACCUGCUGCCAGCUGUUUGUAAGUUGUGUGAGCCACUUUACUGUUGCACGAUAAGCUGGUUAACAAGUCUUCUGGCAGAAACUGAAUGCUGAUAGUCCUGCGUUGUGUUAGUGCAUGUCGACGACCUUACAAACCGAAGCAGCUCAUCGCACAAGUGCGCUACUCAUCGUUAACAAUGUCGUCUGAAGGUCAGAAACCAGCCGACACGGACAAAAUUAAGCCUGCAGAAGACAGAUGGAGACUCAACUAUGUCACCGGGAACCUGUUCUCCUGCCCCAAAGAGGAGGCUUUGGCCCACUGCAUCAGUGAGGACUGCCGCAUGGGGGCAGGCAUAGCAGUGACAUUCAAGCAGAAGUUCAAAGGGGUAUCGGAGUUAAAGGAACAGAAGAAGCUGACAGGACAGUGUGCCGUGCUGAAAAGAGACAGACGCUUCAUCUACUAUCUGAUCACAAAGAAAAAGGCCAGCCAAAAACCCACCUAUGACAGCCUGAGACUGAGCCUGAAGGACAUGAAGUUGCACUGCGAAAAGAACGGGGUGACAAAAAUAUCAAUGCCUCGUAUUGGCUGUGGCCUGGAUCGACUGGAGUGGGCAAGAGUGUCGAAGAUACUGGAGCAGGUCUUCAAUCACACAAACAUCUCCAUCACAGUCUACAGCCUUCCAAUGAGAGCAGAGACCACGGUGAUGAAGGAAAACAUGCACAGAUAAUCAAUGCAAAUGUUUGUUUAUUGUAAUACUCACUUUAUGCACUUUUCUGUAUUAUUGGCACAGUUUGUGACCACGAUGGUGAUGGUGAUUUUUCGUUUAAAUGUUAUAGUACAGAUUAUUUGGAAAUAAAUGUUUAUACGUCAAAGUCAA
Messenger RNA from Lates calcarifer (barramundi perch), 961 nucleotides. It is a transcript of the gene oard1, whose product is annotated as O-acyl-ADP-ribose deacylase 1. The record is from RefSeq and is a predicted model, not a curated record. The transcript is spliced from 5 exons. Gene Ontology annotation, biological process: peptidyl-glutamate ADP-deribosylation. NCBI's taxonomy places the organism in Eukaryota, Metazoa, Chordata, Actinopteri, Centropomidae. The coding region runs from base 191 to 811 and encodes 206 amino acids.